UGGCUUUCCCCUGAAUGAUGCUGCUUCCUGUGCUUUGGUAAAAUUGACAGGAGAAGACUUUUAUUCCUGGAUUUACAGAGUAGAAACGGGACCGGUUCUCACUCCCAGCACGGACCCGACCGCAUGACAAACAAUUGCAUGGGAGUAGCCUGCGAGGCCCGGCUUCAGAUCACGACCAGUCCUCCGCACCUCCUCUCUUCUCUUUUCCUCUUCUACACCGCCGUAUAGCCGCCUGUGAUGUGCGUUACGGCAUUACGCACGGAGCAGGAGCGAGUGCUAUCUUGAUUGGCCUUAUAUCUGGGAUAGAAUUUCAUCUCGGGAAGGAUGAGCAGCAAGGAGCUGACGGUGGGCCAGUCCAGUCAGUAUGUGGGGCCUUACCGGCUGGAGAAGACCCUCGGGAAGGGACAGACAGGACUUGUGAAGUUGGGUGUCCACUGUAUAACAGGGCAGAAGGUGGCCAUAAAGAUCGUCAAUAGAGAGAAGCUCUCUGAAUCGGUCCUAAUGAAGGUGGAGAGAGAAAUAGCUAUUCUUAAACUAAUAGAGCACCCUCAUGUUCUGAAGCUGCAUGAUGUCUAUGAAAAUAACAAAUACCUGUACCUUGUGUUGGAGCACGUAUCUGGCGGAGAGUUAUUUGAUUACCUGGUGAAGAAGGGUAGGCUCACCCCCAAAGAGGCCAGGAAGUUCUUCAGACAAAUCAUCUCUGCCCUCGACUUCUGCCAUAGUCACUCCAUAUGUCACAGAGACCUUAAGCCAGAGAAUCUUCUCCUGGAUGAGAAGAACAACAUCAGGAUAGCAGACUUUGGCAUGGCCUCGCUACAAGUCGGGGACAGUCUGCUGGAAACCAGCUGUGGAUCUCCCCAUUAUGCUUGUCCAGAGGUCAUAAGGGGUGAGAAGUACGAUGGUCGUAGGGCGGAUGUUUGGAGCUGUGGCGUCAUCCUCUUUGCUCUUCUUGUGGGUGCCUUGCCCUUUGAUCAUGACAACCUGCGUCAGCUUCUAGAGAAAGUGAAAAGCGGAGUGUUCCACAUGCCUCACUUUAUACCUCCUGACUGCCAAGCUUUGCUCAAAGGAAUGAUAGAAGUCAACGCUGACAAGAGACUCACGCUAGAAGCAAUACAGAAACACCCCUGGUACCUGGGAGGUCGGAAUGAGCCCUGUCCAGAGCAGCCUCCCCCUCGCCGAGUGUGUAUGAAGAGCAUCCUGUCCUUAACGGAGCUUGACCCCGAUGUCCUGGAAAGCAUGUACUCCCUAGGCUGCUUCAGAGACCGGGUCAAACUCACACAGGACCUUACAAGUGAGGAGGAGAACCAGGAAAAGAUGAUCUACUACCUCCUGUUGGACAGGAAAGAGCGAUACCCCAGCUGUGAGGACGAGGACCUGCCACCACGAAAUGACAUAGACCCACCCAGGAAGCGCGUUGACUCCCCCAUGCUGAAUCGUUACGGCCGCAGCCGUCCAGAGAGGAAGAGUUUAGAGGUCCUCAGUGUCACAGAGCAGGUUUCCCCCACCCCACCUCGCAGGGCCCUGGACACUAACGCACACAGCCAGAGGUCCCGUUCAGUCAGUGGAGCCUCCACAGGUCUGUCCUCCAGUCCUCUUAGCAGUCCCAGGAGUCCGGUCUUCACUUUCAGCCAACCAGAAGUCACCUCCAAUUCUGCUUCCUCCUCCAAAGACCCCAAACCAGGAAGCGCCACGACCCCUCGACCUACCCGCCCGGCGCCUGACCCAAAAACCCAGACCUUACCCUCAAAGGGCCCCGCAGACCGGCCCCAGCUCCACACCAUGAAGUCCCUCCCGCUCCAGACACCGCGCUCCCCUUCCCCUUCUCCCUCCCCUAUACUCUCCCCCAUUCCACGCUUCUUCAACUUUCCUUCACCAUCUGUCUUCAAGUCCAAGAACGCCCACUCGUCCUCUAACUCCUCUGCCACCCCUCCUCCUGUGUCGCAGGUCACACCGCAGGGCUCGCCGCUGCCCACCCCGCUGGGCACGCCUGUGCACCAACUCCAACACCCUUCCUCCACCACCCCUCCUUCCUCUUCCUCCUCAUCUUCUUCCUCCAGAGCGGACGGAGCCGGCGGGGCCUCUAUGUCACUGACCCCGCCCUCCAGCCCAGGCGGCAGUGGCGGCAUGGCGGCCUCGGGCUCUGCUCACUGGAGAACAAGGCUCAACUCAUUCAAAAACAACCUUCUGGGCUCUCCACGCUUCCACAGGCGCAAACUACAAGUUCCUACAUCAGAGGAUAUGUCCAGUUUAACUCCAGAAUCCAGUCCAGAACAACAGAACAGACUGGUGAAGAGGUCCUGGUUUGGUAACUUCAUCAGCCUGGAGAAAGAGGAGCAGAUCUUCGUCUUGAUCAGAGACAAGCCGCUCAGCUCGAUCAAGGCUGACAUCGUCCAAGCCUUUCUCUCCAUCCCAUCUCUUUGCCACAGUGUGGUGUCUCAAAAUAGUUUCCGGGCAGAAUACAAAUCCUCCGGUGGUCCUUCUGUCUUCCAGAAACCUGUCAAGUUCCAAGUGGACAUCGCUUUCUCCGAGGGAGAGCGGGAGCGAGAGAGGGAACGAGCGGAGAGAGAAGGAAGAAGAGAGAUGGGCAUUUACAGCGUGACCUUCACCUUAAUAUCUGGUCCGAGCCGCAGAUUCAAAAGAGUAGUGGAAACCAUUCAAGCUCAGCUCCUCAGCACUCAUGAUCAGCCUUCUGUGCAGGCACUGGCUGAUGAGAAGAACGAUCAGCUUUCCCGCCAGCCCGGCACUCCUACGCGUCAGAACUCCCGGAGAUCUGAAAGUGGAUCGGAGCGGGGAGAGGGGGACCGUGUGACAGACGGGGGGAGCAGCAGCGGCAGCAGCAGCGGAGCCGUCUUACAAAGACGAGAGUCGGGGAAAGACAAGACCAGACUCUCGUCAUCCAACGGGACACAGUCUCACCCUUGAAAAGAAUGUUGUGGAAGAGAAACGAGGUCACCUGCCUGGCCCUUUUCUCUUCCUCUCUUUAGUCCUAUUCCACAUUCUUUCCUUUCCUAUUUCCUUAAUUCCUGCCUUGCUUCAUACUUUUAGUCCUAAGCAAUGGGAUGGAAAAGGGAGAAGAUUUUCCUUGAAGCUGAUCUAGGGAUUUAAUGAAGAAUUCCUCUGGAAAUGGCUCAUUUUCUCAGAAAUGUAUAUUUUUGGAGACUAGUUGAGCUGAUCUCUAAUCAGCCCUAAAGGAUAGCUUCACCCUGGUGGGACAAGUCUAAAAACAAAUGAUGUCCAAAAAGCUCCAGUUUACUAUGAAAAUACAGGAAUUGUAGUUCACCUGCUCCAACGGAUCAAAAAAAAAAAAAAGCACACGACGUUCCCAAUGACCAAUCACAUGCGGCACAUUGUUCAAACUCAACAAGCAAGUUCUCACCCGUCACUCAGAGUGGCUCUGGAAGAUGGUGGUCAGUGACGGAGCGCAUCAAGGCAUUCUCACUUUUCAUUUCCUGGCCAGCCGGCUAUCUCGCGAAUCAGCAUGUCUCAACAUCACCUGAUAUGACAGGAAACCAUCUCUCCUCUCUUUCCUUCAGUCUCUAAUCUUUUGAGAAAGCAACAUAAACUAUAGGGACAGUCCUGCUUUAGGCUCAAUUGUUAAAGUGGAUUUAAUCCUUAAAUUAUUAGCCAACUUAACGCUGUGCUGAGAAUGGGUCUAAUGUGGGCUGUGUAAUGUAACCCUACAGCAAAGUGAAUAUCUUCAACAAACACAGCUUCCUUGAGUGUAUGAUAAGCUCCACAAUCAUUUCUGAAUUACACUGAUAAAGCUAUGAUACCAUAUUGCCUUUAAUGGAGGAGAAAAAAGUAAGAAGCCAGUUAGGUUUUGAGGACACACCACAGGCAGAAUCUACCACAGGUAAAAAUGGACUCUGGUGGAGAAGGAGGUGGAUAGGUAAACACAGGAUAGCUGGCAGUAUCCACUUGAUUGAAAAAGAAGAACAAGUAGCCAAAAGCCUCUAAAGCAAUCUUGGAGAUAAAAAUGAAAGUCAAAUUUUUUUAAAAGAGGUUUGUCUUAUACAACAUUCACAUGCCAUAUACACAAAUUUGAACUUUCCUGAUUUGCAUAGACUUUAUAUGUAAUUGCUUCUUGCUUUUCCUCCUAAUGGAACCAGUGUUAGCGUGAUUAGUUAGCUAGUAUAGCUGAUAACUUUUUAAUAAAUGUGCAGUCCACUGCUGGUGGUGCUGAACACACCAGUGAUUGUAGAAUCGUGUCAAGGCUGCCAUAUUUGUGCAAAUGUCACUGUGCAAACACAGACUGAGCAAUUCCAGUGAUUUUUUUUUUAUUUUUAAGUUUAGCUCAUGUCCUCUACAUUGACAGUGGAUUUAUGCUUUUGUGCUAAAUGGGUAUGGGUAUGAGAUUCACUACAGGAGCAGCAUUUAGGCUCAGCAUGCAGAGACUGGGGUUUAUGACUUUUACUGCAACCAGCCGCCAGAUGGCAAUCAAGUAUCUUGGUUUAGAAAAAAUGAGUAGAACUCUUAUCAGUUUACAGUCUUUAACAAAGCUAAGAGUACUGCAAACCAUAAAUAUCUUUUCCAUCUUAUCCAUCUGACAUAAACAGUGCUGGUUUCAGACAAUUUUGUCAGGAGGGAAAAAAAUUUUAAGUUAUUCAGCCUGUAAUGUUCCCUCCCGGAUGGCUACACACGCUGCUAGCCUUAUAGUUGCCUUAUUUUAAUAGACUAAUUUACCUACUUUUGCUUUGUUGCAUAAUUAGAGCAUUUAACAAGUAAAACCAGAUCAUUGAAAUUAGCAGAUGUGUAUUAGAUUAGCAGUGGUUAUUUCAUUUGUAUAGUUCUUUUUAAUAAGUGGGACAUCACAUGGUUUCCAAAAUUCCCCAUCUCUCGUUCUUAAACGUCACACACGAGCCAGCACGUCUGUCAGGACAAACACCAUGAAUUCAUUUAGAUACAUUUAGAUAACCCCGAGCUAAAGCUUCAUGUUAGCUUAACCUUUAAAUGCAGUUUUGGUUUGGUUUGUAUCUUUUACAUUGUAGUCAUGUUUGGGAGGAAUCCCUCCAGUAUGGGUGGGGCUGAUUCCAGUAACCAGUAGCUAUAUGAGCAUGUGAAUAUUGUACUGAGAAAAAUUCAAACCUCUUUAAAAUGACUUGCAGGGGAGCUAUAUGCCCAUUUCCAGCUCAAUACUUUUACACUGAAACUCCACGAGAGCAGCAUUACAUGAUUCACAGUUAAAAGAAAAUGUUUCCGAUCUUCUCAUCUGCAGCCCUUCAAUCGUUUUAGGCCCUCCCUAAAAGCCCACUUUAUUCCGUUUGGUUCAUUUCUGGAAGCCUGCAGAGGGGCAGCACCCAGAGCUCGUGAGCUGCACUGUCUGUAUUCUGUCUGCAUGCUACGUCUGUAGCAGAUGACGAUACAAGAAAUGCAUUCUGAUCGACGUCAGCGUGUACUCAGAGCAGGCUGAGGGCUGAGACUUUGGCUCACUGCGAUUACUAUGACAUACCACACUUGUUUAAUAUGAACAUGCAACAUUUGAACAUUCGAGAUACAAAUCAUAAUAGGUUCUCUUUAAUGUAAAUGUGGAACUAAAAAAAAACAAAAAGUGUUUAAACAGGACAGCCAGGUGGUUUGUUUUUUUUUGCCCCAGAGCUGGGCGACGUAAACCCUUCCUCUGUUUUGACAGCAGAGGCAAAGCUGCCUUUCUGCCUCUGCAAGCAAAGACAGAAAGGAGGCGGGCGGAGGCAGCGAGUAACUGCUUUGCGUCUGUAGUCAUAAAGGCUCUGCACACAAACUGCUUGGGAAGAAAAAUGAAGCCACAAAUAAGAAACGAAAUAUGCUUGGUUUUCUACUUUGUUUCUUUUUUUUAUACUCUGAUUCAGCCUCUGUGUGUAUGUUUGUUUGUUUUUUAAUGUUUUAGUAUCUGACGCUAACAGAGGGUGGCGCUAACCGCGUGAAUGUCAAAAAACUUUUUUGAAACUAUUCAAGAGGGUAGAGAUAUUUUUGUUCUGUGUAUUUAUUGGAAAAAAGUAUUUAUUUAUUAAUGUAUUUAUGUAUGUAUUUAUUUAUUUGCAGUGUAUUUGUUGGUUAUUUUCAUGAAUGGAAAAGCAAGAUGUGGGUAUAAAGACAGGGAAAUGUUAGUUAUGUCUGCUGCUGCUGAGCAAAAUAGGUUUCCCUCACAAAAACUAAACAAUUACUCCACUGAUUUAUUUAAUUAUAACAUUUUAAAUGUUGCUGCUGCAAAACAACCCUUUCAGCUUUAUGUUGUGUUUUAGACUUUCUUCAUCCUGUUUGCCAUUACAGUUGUCCAUAAGUUUAGACCAAGAUUUCACACACAGUGGGAUAUAAUAUAUCCUUCAGUGCUGAGUCAUUCCCUCUUUUAGGUGCUUUAUUAUUUUUUUUAACUGAGACCUCAAAGGAAAAGCGAGCAGGGUGAUAAGCUGCUGGAAUGUUGUGUAAUUACUUGUUGUCACAAAGUCGUCCGUGUUUGUGUGUUCCUGUAUGUACAAAACACACACAAAGGCCUUUCAAAUCAAAAAAGGUCCUUUUCAGCCCAGCGUGUCUCUGCAGAUAAAGGAGGAUUAUUAUCUUGAUUGUUCUUGUUUAUCCUCUAAACUUGCUCAGUAAUUUGGCACCAAAUUCAGUUUCUCCAGGUGAUUCACUGCACUUUGUGUUUAGAGAUAAUUGGUAAAUGUUAGCAUGCUGUUAGGCAUGACUAAAACCAGGAACUUGGAGAACAUUAGACCUGCCAAACAUUACCAUACAAACAGAACAUUAACAUUAUAUUUGCUAUCUUUACAGCAGGACCUGCGGCAGGCUGGCGACCGGUCCAUGGUGUACCCUGCCUCUCGCCCUAUGGCAGCUCAAACAGGCUACAGCACUGCAAACAGUUAAUUGCUAUUUAUUAUUAUUAACAGGCUAAUAAAACUAAUCAAAACUUAAUCAAAAUAGUGCAAGCCACGUUAUUUGUCAAAUAACUGCAUUCAAAUACUCCAGAAUACCAGUUAGCACCAGUUAGCUGAGGUGAUAGCUAGAAGCCUAACCCAGCUGUCAUGCAAACUGUCCCUAAUAAUUCUUAACAUUAUAAAUAAUAAAUGGGUGAGUUAUAUAAGAGGUUGCCCCUGUGCAGUGGUCCUAAACUAAGAUAAUAGCUAAACAGACCAAACUGAACCUUUGUGCUGCCCUGUAAAUGUGUUUACUUCUGCUGUAACGUCGGGCAUGUUAACAUGGAAGUGCAGUUUUUGGGCUUCUAGUACGGCUUCAUUUUUCAGCCCCGGAGGUUGUUAGCUGUUUGGCGUGCUAACAUUGACAUUGCCAAGUUUUACAGUGCUAACAGUUUACAGAGCUGACGUGUGCACUCAUAAAAUAUUUUGUGUUUUUUUUCAUGCAAACCAGCUUCAUUGACUUGCAGCAGUGGUGUCACACUGAACACGAUUACAUUUGAUUUUUUUGAUUUUUUUUUUACCAUAUUCCUUGAUGCAUUUAGAAAUUGUGCUUCAGCGGCCUAGAAUGUGUUUAUAAGAGUGAGUUGCAAAGGGAACGUUUUCAGGAGUGCAGCAUAGCCCCAGCAUGAGGUUUUGGCAUCUUUUCUUCCUUUUCUAGUGGAAAACAAUGAAGGAGUUUCAGUCUGUGCCGAGUUUGAACAUUAGAUUAACUGUUGAAGUGCGUGUCCAUAUUUGUUUUAACUUCUGCCGUCUUCAGAAGCUCACUUUCCCCACCCCAGUUCUCACAACGUACACCUGUAGGAGAACCUAGCAGUGAGAUCCACACUCCUGACAGGUCAGAGAUCGGGGAGGAUUAAAGGUACACACUCAAAUACACAAAAGGUAGUGUUACAGCUUUUUUUUUAAAGAGUAAACUUCAUCUUAUAUCCAUUUAGAAUGAGAAAAAGAGUUAAAGAAUAGAAAGAAGAAGAGCAAAGAGACCUCCUAAAUUGUGCUCCACUGAGCAAACCCUGCAUUUGAAUCUAUUCAAAGACAAAACAGGACGCUCGGCUUGUUUGCACAAAAAAAAAAGAAAAAAGAAAUCUCCCCACUCCCUCCCUCGUUUCCUCCUUUAUCCCUUAUCCACCUAUUCACUUUACAUUUUCUACAUUUUCCUCCUCCCAUUCUUCCUCUUUGUAUUCCUUGAAUCCCAUUCCACCCAUCCCAUCUUUCCCCAAAUGCACAUAUCUCACACCCUUAUAUAACCACCCCCCUUGUAUACAUUUUAUACACAGUAUACUUCAACACAGAUGCUGUAUACAUUUGUAUACGCUGUGUGCCUGUCUCCAUUGUAUGCCAUCCAUAUCUAUGUAGCGUUCACUAUGUUUUAUUGACACUGUAGUCACCAUACGAUUCUUCCUCUCAUCAUUAUUGCUCAUUCUUCUGCUGCAGUUAAAGUUGUACAACUAUAAUCUCCCAUCAUGUCCCUCUCUGCCCUUGCGCCGCCACUCUAAACCCCACUCCCAGCUCCCAUCUUGUGACCCUCCACUCCACACAGCAGAAAAAGAAUGUUUCACUCUGGAGAAAUUCAUGACGUGAGAAAUAAAAAUGGAGGGAGGAGGUGGAGCGUAGGAGAGGGUGGGGGUCGAGAAAACAGCUCACACGAUUAAUGACAAAGAGAAAUGUCUGUAGUAUAAUUACAAAAGAGGAAAAGUGCACUAUUAUGACAAUGAUUAUUAUUGCCUGUGAAAAAUACUGACCAAUA
This is a messenger RNA of Archocentrus centrarchus (flier cichlid), 8631 nucleotides long. Its product is annotated as serine/threonine-protein kinase BRSK2-like. NCBI's taxonomy places the organism in Eukaryota, Metazoa, Chordata, Actinopteri, Cichliformes, Cichlidae. Gene Ontology annotation, molecular function: ATP binding; protein serine/threonine kinase activity. The transcript is spliced from 21 exons. Gene Ontology annotation, biological process: intracellular signal transduction; protein phosphorylation. The coding region runs from base 325 to 2922 and encodes 865 amino acids. Gene Ontology annotation, cellular component: cytoplasm. The record is from RefSeq and is a predicted model, not a curated record.